Molecule: messenger RNA, 1540 nt
Organism: Girardinichthys multiradiatus
Lineage: Eukaryota; Metazoa; Chordata; Actinopteri; Cyprinodontiformes; Goodeidae
Gene: nkx1-2a
Product: NK1 transcription factor related 2-like,a
Exons: 2
Coding region: 450-1205 (251 amino acids)
Biological process (GO): regulation of transcription by RNA polymerase II; cell differentiation
Cellular component (GO): nucleus
Molecular function (GO): DNA-binding transcription factor activity, RNA polymerase II-specific; RNA polymerase II cis-regulatory region sequence-specific DNA binding
Source: RefSeq, a predicted model, not a curated record
UGCAAAGACAGGACGAUUUCCAAUGACUCAAGUGCCAUCUGCGUACAAUUUACAUACAGCUCGUCAAUUAUUGAGUUUAAUGAUAUGGGUGAUUAUCGUUGGACGCUUUGAGACCAUUAGGUGGUCGUGUGAAACACUAAUAGUGUUUGUGUCACGUGUCUGGUUGAGAAAAUUGGGGGUGGGGGAGAGAAGUGGGCUCAGACGCUUUAAAGACUGAGCACCGGUCAUUUCAUUCACGCUUCGAGCCAAACUGACAGCAGAAGAGGGGCGUGAAGUCUGUACUCUGGGAGAGAACCGCUUCAAAACCCGCCUUACAUGAAGUUUAAGGACUAGGAGCUGGCUGAAAAUUGAGAAGCUCCUCUACACGCGCGUUAUUACGCACAGCAACCGCUUCUUUUGCCAUUCCAGGUCUCAAACAAUCAAGUAAUGAUGAUACAUACGGAGCGAUAAUGAUGGCUAGCCAUAAGAUUUCCUUUUCUAUAGCUGAUAUAUUGGAUCCGAACAAAUUUAACAGCAAAAGAGCAAUCGAACUUCCCAUCGCUAAGGAGAAGUUUACUGCGCCGGAUGCAGAAGAAACAAGUUUGGAAUGGGACAGCGCAGCGGUAAGAGACUUCAGAGAUGAGGACACAAAUGCAGGAGAGGAGACAGGAGAUGAAGACUCCAUGCAUCCUGCGGUCCUUCCUGAUCCCAUUCUAACGUGUUCUUCCAGCGAACAUGAGAACUCAGGCAGGAGCACCGUGGCAACCCCGCAGGACCCACCGCACAAGCGGCGGCGUGCAGACCCGGCAUGUGCCAAACCGCGUCGCGCCAGAACAGCAUUCACAUACGAACAACUGGUGGCUCUAGAAAACAAGUUUCGCGCUACUCGGUACCUGUCCGUGUGCGAGAGACUGAACCUGGCUCUGUCCCUGAGUCUGACCGAAACGCAGGUGAAGAUCUGGUUCCAGAACAGGAGAACCAAGUGGAAAAAACAAAACCCCGGGGCGGACAGUACCUUGCAGAGCGGCUCCGGCUCCCUGGUCAACGUCAGUCCAAACCCACCAUCCUGCAACUCAGGUUCCGGCGCCUUCCACCAAACUUUCUCCAACUUCAGCUCUGGGAGUGUGAUUUUCCACACAGCUGAUGGUGUUCCGCUUUCAUCCACUGGAGGGCUCCUUCAUCCUUUUAUGUCAAGUGGAUUCGUCCAACCGACUUACUUUAACUGACAUAAAAUGAACCAAGACUGAUUCUGAGAUUUUAAACCAACUCAUUUUUAAAUUCUUUUUUGCAAAAUUAUUUUCGCUAAUUCUUCAUACUAUAUCUAUAUAUAUAACUUGUUAAGGUUUCAUUGAUGCUCAGCUAGUUUACACAUGUAUCCAUGGGGUUUUAAAGUGUGUUAAUCAUAUGAUUUUAAAUGUUGCUGAAUAUCAUAAUGAUGCACGUGAGAUAAGUAUGAACCAACCUGAGUUCUUAGUUCUGAUUUAAAACUUUCUGUCUGUAUUUGCUGAAACGUCCGCUUACUGUAUUUUAUAGCUUAUAACUGUGGCAUAUAUAUUUUACA